UACGACGGCGAGUACACGGCGGGCAAACCCGAGGGGCGCGGCGUCGUGCGGUUCGACGACGGCGACGUCUACGAGGGCGAGUGGAAGGCGGGUAAGAUGGAGGGGCGCGGCAUCUUCCGGUUCGCCAACGGCAACGUCUACGACGGCGAGUACAAGGCGGGUGAGAUGGAGGGGCGCGGCGUCGAGCGGUACGCCAACGGCGCCGUGGCCUCGCGCUUCUACAAGCAGGGUGCGCGCGUCGGCGAGGGC
This is a messenger RNA of Emiliania huxleyi CCMP1516, 249 nucleotides long. RefSeq lists its product as hypothetical. The record is from RefSeq and is a predicted model, not a curated record. The annotation marks the transcript as partial. NCBI's taxonomy places the organism in Eukaryota, Haptophyta, Isochrysidales, Noelaerhabdaceae. The transcript has a single exon.